Asterias rubens (European starfish) is the source of this 1561-nucleotide messenger RNA. Its product is annotated as gamma-butyrobetaine dioxygenase-like. Gene Ontology annotation, cellular component: mitochondrion. Bases 87 to 1265 code for a protein of 392 amino acids. Gene Ontology annotation, molecular function: gamma-butyrobetaine dioxygenase activity. Gene Ontology annotation, biological process: carnitine biosynthetic process. The transcript has 6 exons. NCBI's taxonomy places the organism in Eukaryota, Metazoa, Echinodermata, Asteroidea, Forcipulatida, Asteriidae. The record is from RefSeq and is a predicted model, not a curated record.
CAUAAUUGUACGAUUGUUGCUGUAGUCGACGUACCUUUGGUAGGUCAUCAAGAAGGGCUUAAAAGUUUGCCCACUCUGUAGACACCAUGGCCAAUAACACUCUUCUUCAAGUUUGUCAUCGAAAUGACGACAACAAAUGGUACGAGGUAACAAUGUCAAACGGCAAGAGCAGAAAGUACCCGUACGUCUGGCUGAAGGACAACUGCAGAUGUGCAGCAUGUUACAACACCUCGUGUCUUCAACGUGAAACCCUGAUUGUUAACCUUGACGUAGACAUCGUGCCUGCGUCGGAGUCGGUCGCCAAGGAUGGGAAGAGUUUCGAGGUUGUUUGGCCCGAUCAACACCGAAGCACCUUUCAAACUGAGUGGCUGGAUGCUCAGCGCUUCUCGGAGUCUGAAGUCGAUCCGGUUAGCUUCCCAGAGUUUAAUGUGUGGGGCGCUGAAAUGAAUGGUAACAUCAAGGCGUUUGAUUACAACGCUAUCUUGGCAACGGAUGAAGAGUUUUAUGGGUGGCUGCGAACGAUUCAGACGACAGGGCUUGCCUUGGUGCGAGGUGCUCCAACUGAGAAGGGUGUAUGCCGCAAGUUAGCUGACAGGGUAGCUUUCUUCAGGCGAACAAUUUAUGGAGAAGAAUUUCAGGUAGAGAGUAGGCCAUCCAAUGUUAGCAGUCUAGGUUACACGUCAAAGUUCUUGGUUCUUCACUCGGACUUGCCUUACUAUGAGCACCCACCAGAUGUGCAACUUCUCCACUGUAUUGAACAAGCCAAGGGCAAAGGAGGUGAGAAUCAGUUUGUGGAUGGCUGGAAGAUAGUGAAGCAACUUAAGGAGGAGUAUCCAGAUCUCUACAAGAUGCUUAGCACAGUGCCUGUCGAUUACAAGAAUGCGGCAACAGAUAGGUACCCGUUUCAUAUGAAGCUUGCUCGGCCAAUCAUUGACUUUGAUCUUCGUGGAGAACUAUGCAUGCGCUACAACGAUCCUAUACGUGCUUCAUACAUGCUAAUGCCGGUAGACCGAGUGACUGACAUGUACAGGGCCAUUAAAGAGUUUAACCGCAUCAUUUAUCUCCCAGAAAAUGUUGUCCAUCAUCGUCUAUCUGAAGGUGAAGUGAUAACCUUCAACAACAGACGGCUGUUGCAUGGGCGCAACUCUUUUACGGUUGAAAGUGGAAGUGGCCGAUUGCUAGAAGGAGGCUACAUUGACUGGGACGAAGUCCGAUCUCGUAUACGUGUGCUCCGGGAAAAGCUGUACAGCGUCGAAAGACUUUAACUAUGGUGGCAGAAUCAGAGCUCUUUGUAUCUAGAUAGUUGCGACAGGGAACAAUUUUCUAUACGGUCAAACGGUUUCUGGACGCUAUGUUUUAGCCCAAUUGCAGUCACAAUCUAACACGCAGACUAUGUGUUGGACCCAGUACAGGUAUUAAGCCCAUGCGUUUUAUUAAUAAGUAAUAUGAUUCCUGAACAAUUGUAAACAAAUCCUCUAUUUUUAAACUGUUUUUUUUUUUUUUUUGUAUUCUGGUUUGGAAGGCAGUGGUGGUGGUGCUGGAGGAGGCUGGGGCGGGGUUC